Messenger RNA from Myxocyprinus asiaticus (Chinese sucker), 2070 nucleotides. Its product is annotated as gastrula zinc finger protein XlCGF49.1-like. Bases 398 to 1474 code for a protein of 358 amino acids. Gene Ontology annotation, cellular component: transcription regulator complex; PcG protein complex. Gene Ontology annotation, biological process: regulation of transcription by RNA polymerase II. Gene Ontology annotation, molecular function: DNA-binding transcription factor activity, RNA polymerase II-specific; RNA polymerase II cis-regulatory region sequence-specific DNA binding. Lineage: Eukaryota; Metazoa; Chordata; Actinopteri; Cypriniformes; Catostomidae. The transcript has 2 exons. The record is from RefSeq and is a predicted model, not a curated record.
AGCUGAUGAUGCAAAAAAGAAAAAUAAGCGUUGUCGUUAAAGGUGCAAUGUGUUGUUCCUGGCAGGCUACUCAGCCUAACAGGCUCCAUAUGGUUAGGAUAAGGGCGAGGGCGGGCUAGGACAUCUGCUGCCUCACAGGAACAAAUAUUAGCGUUGCCAGUUUGUUUGUUUAUAAUUAAUCCUCCGAGAAUUGGACAAUAGACAGCGGCAUGGUCAGAAACCGGAGAUAUGAAGUACGAAUAUCCAACAUCAGAUUUUAAAUGAAACUCAUCAUAAUCCGGACUAAAUACAGUUUAAACAGCGCGAAUAUUCUCAUCAUCCUAAACGUGAGAGAGACGCGUUUGCAGACAGGAAUAACUGUUGCAUAACUGAGAUCUGCGGGAUAAAACAUUGUAAAAUGAUGUUUAUUAAAGAAGAGAGUGAUCACAUGAGUCAUCCAGAAUCAUGCAGUUCAAAUGUCAUGAAAAAUGAAGAUACUGAGGAACAAAGAGGCCUGAUGGAAGUGAAAGAGGACAGUCAAGAACUGAAUGAAGUGGAGGAGAAGAACCAUCAGUUUCAGAGACUUUAUGAUUUUAUAACUGGACAAAACUCACAUAAAAGAACUCAAAGACCAAGAGUAAAAAAAUCUUUCACCUGCCCUCUGUGUGGAAAGAGUUUUUCAGAGAGAUGUCACGUUAAGAAUCACAUGAGAAUCCACACAGGAGAGAAGCCUUUCACCUGCCCUCAGUGUAUGAAGAGUUUCAGAGAAAGUAGUCACCUUCAGAGUCACAUAAGAAUGCACACAGGAGAGAAACCUUACACCUGCCAUCUGUGUGUGAAGAGUUUCACACGUAAAGGAAGUCUUAAUAUGCACAUUCGAAUCCACAAAGGUGAGAGGCCUUUCACCUGCCAUCAGUGUGGGAAUACUUUCACACGUAAAGGGAGUCUUACUAAGCACAUGAGAAUUCACACUGGUGAGAAGCCUUAUACAUGCCCACACUGUGGGAGGAGUUUCAGACAGGCUUGUAGUCUCAAAAACCAUCUAUCCUUGCACUCUGGAGAAAAAUCAUGUUGUGAUCAGUGCAGCAAAACAUUUUCUUCAGCAUCAAUCUUAAGAACCCACCUGAAAAGUCAUGCAAACGAGAAGCCUUUCUUGUGUUCACUUUGUGGAAAGAGGUUUUCACAGCUGCAUACUUUAAAAGAGCACCAGAACAUACAUACUGGUGUGAGAGGUCAUGUGUGCUCUGAGUGUGGAAAGGCCUUUUACAGAGCUCACGACUUGGAACGUCACAAAAGAAUCCAUACUAAAGAAAAACCCUACAAGUGUUCACGUUGUGGAAAGAGUUUCAGUCAGUCAGGAGCCCUGACAGUACAUGAGAGAGUGCAUACUGGAGAGAAGCCAUACCACUGCACUUCAUGUGGGAAGAGUUUCACCCAAGCAAGUACUCUUCUGACUCAUAAUAAAAAAAAACAUUGUCCAGAAUUUUCACAGUGAGCAAACUUUAUCUUUGUUUAAUGUAAAUGGUGACAUUUUUGAAAAAUUAUCCCAAAAAAGCAAUUACAUUUAAAAAGGGUGAUUUGCUACUAUACAUUAUACAACUCAUUAAGCACUGCAGGUAAGGUACAGUGGGAUUUUGGCCUUUUCAGUAUUUGCUGUAGUUUAGUCAUGGGCAACUUAUUUUUGUAUUGGGCUCAGUAAUACUGCUAAAAAUUAUGUAAUUUAUUGUCAAUACCAGUAUUGUGGUAUAUAUAUUGUGCUGAAUGUUCAUGAUAACUAUUGUGAAUUGCAUCUGUUAUGGAAUGUGUUAUGACUAGGGACAUUUAAUUUUAUUAAUUUAUUUGCUGUUCAUUUAUCUAUUUACAGCAAAUAAGAUGUAUGUCCAAGGUAGUCUGAUUAGUUUGUGGGACCAUGAAAAUGGGACCCAAAAAUGUAAAAAUUGUUGUAACAUAAAAACAUCCAUUGAAUGAUGGUAAAUAUGAUGAGUGGUCUCUUUCUUAUUAAAAGAAAGCACAGUGUGUAUAACGGUUUAUUUAGUGCAACAGAUUCAAUGUAAAUAUAGAACAAUUGGAAAUAAAAUUAUUUUUACAUUA